CCGGUCUCAAGCGAACAUCAUUUAGCUAAUUUUUUCUAGAAAAUGACAAAAUUUUAUGUUUAAUCAAGAAAAAUGGGUAAAUGUGGUAAAACUAUUGGUACUGGUUCAAAACUUAUUGAGAAUUUCAACCUAAGCCGACAAUUAGAUGACAUUCUUGGGGAAGAACGGGAUUAUACUUGUACUAAUGGCUUUAAGCCUGGUUUGUUUUGGGAAAUUGGAUGGAAUUGGAUAAGGAUUUUAAGGCAUAUGUUGAUUCCAAGCUCUGGACUUCAAGGGUUUUGCGAUGAAGUAGAAUUGCAUUCAAAUGAUUGUCCAUAUCGAUAUGGAUGUAGUUGUAAAGGUGUUACAAUUUACAGGGAUCAAUUUAUUCAACGCCUACAUUAAAUGGAAAUGCUUGUAAUCUCGAUGAUCAGAGUGAAGUCGAAUUUUUAAGAUUUUGAUUAUGUAUUUUUUUCAUAUUUGUGAACA
Molecule: messenger RNA, 468 nt
Organism: Chrysoperla carnea
Lineage: Eukaryota; Metazoa; Arthropoda; Insecta; Neuroptera; Chrysopidae
Exons: 2
Coding region: 73-384 (103 amino acids)
Source: RefSeq, a predicted model, not a curated record